Messenger RNA from Trichophyton rubrum CBS 118892, 345 nucleotides. Its product is annotated as translation initiation factor SUI1. The transcript has 5 exons. Gene Ontology annotation, cellular component: eukaryotic 43S preinitiation complex. Lineage: Eukaryota; Fungi; Ascomycota; Eurotiomycetes; Onygenales; Arthrodermataceae. Gene Ontology annotation, molecular function: ribosomal small subunit binding; translation initiation factor activity; RNA binding. Gene Ontology annotation, biological process: translational initiation. The record is from RefSeq and is a predicted model, not a curated record. Bases 1 to 345 code for a protein of 114 amino acids.
AUGUCCAUCGAAAACCUCAAGACCUUUGACCCCUUCGCCGAAGCUGACGAAGACACCGGCGACACUAAAAAGUCGCAAAAUUACAUCCAUAUACGGAUUCAGCAACGCAAUGGUCGUAAGACUCUGACGACUGUCCAAGGUCUCCCGAAGAAGUUCGAUCAGAAGAAGAUCCUCAAGGUCAUCAAGAAGAAAUUCGCUUGCAAUGGCACCAUCGUGAACGACACCGAGAUGGGGGAGGUUAUUCAGUUGCAAGGAGACCAACGCAAGGAUGUCCAAGAAUUCUUAGUCGACAAGAAGGAGGGACUUGAGCUUGAUGCCAAGACCAUCAAGGUCCAUGGUUUCUAA